AUGAUGGCGAUGACGAUGGAGUACAGAGACGUUGCCGGGUUUCUAAAUAGCAUUGAGGAUGAUGCGAUAAACAAGGAGCAUAUUAAUGCCGUCAGCGCAUUUCUAGAGAAGAAUAAAAGGCAGUUACUGGAAUUGCAAUUGGGAUCAAAUGAGAGCACCAAGCACAAUGAUAACAACGAUACUAAGAGAAUUAUUGCUAGGAAAAUAUUGGGAUAUGACUACGAUUUUGAGGGGUCCAAUGAGUAUAAUUUGAAUGAGUUUCUGGAGAAAGAAUUGUUGGAACGUAACUCGAUGGUGGAUAUUAUGGUUGAUCUAAAUACUAGGCGGCACAUAUGCGAUAGAUACAUUCCUGAUUUGAAUGUAAACAAUGCAAAGAAUGAGGAUUCAUUGACCGGAAGAAUAUCGACUGUUAUUGAUGUUCUGCUGAAUACUCUAACAGCAACAAAUAGUGUCGACGAAUGUGUCUUACAAUGUAUGGACCACUUGGAAGAGUUGCACCUCGACAAUGAGGACACAAUCCAAGAUAUAAUUGAUUUGAUCAUCAACUAUAACAUUCUGUAUUGUUUCAAACUAUUGAAGUUAUUAACACUAUACAUAAUAAACCGUAACGUGGCUGUCUCUUUAACCCAGAAAUGGUUUUCUAAUUUUAGCGAGAUUGUUAAUCAAGUUACACUAAUAUCUUCUACCCAUUCAAACAGAAGAUUCUUGGAUAAUACAGAAAGGUCAAUGGUUGAUACAUUAUUCAUUGCUAAAUUAGAAUCAACAAUUUCCAUUGUAUCAAUAGUGUUUUUGGGAUUAUCUAGCGCUCGAGAAGAUAGCAAUCUCAAUAUGGAUACUGACUUCCUACAUGACGUUGCUACAUUCGAACUAGUACACUCUGUUCUGUUGGAUGAGAUGCAUAAAAAGCGUAUGCCAAUUGUUCUGUAUAUGUGGUCUUUUAUUCUUUGCGCAAAAUCAAUUAUAGCAGAGGAUGAUAGCGACGAAAUAACAUCGAUUAACGAGCUAGAUUUUAUUAGAAAAUGCUUUCCACAAGAUUCAAUUCAUUCUAUGAGUAUACUAUUUGCUAAAAAUGCAGAAGAUAUUGGUCUCUUGGCGAAGUUCCUUGAGACAUCAAACUGCAUAAGAAACGAUAAUAUCUUCACUACUCUAUUUGCAUCUUUCAUGACAUUAUCGGUCAAUUUUAUCCCUUUUACAGCAUCUACUACUAAAAUUAUCAAAUCAGUGCUUAAUGAUCUACCAAGGGGUGUCAUCGAGAACUUUAUUUCAAAUAAUGCAUUUAUUACAAAAUUCGAUACAAUCAAGGCAAAAUUACCUCUAAUUGAUGAAGGUUUACUUCCCUUUAUUAAUCUCACUUCAAUAAAUGAGGAGCUGGCUGAAUUUAACUGGGAAGCAUUUGGCUCUUAUGCUGUAAAAAUGCCAUUAGGCUCAAUAGAUUAUGAUGUGGCGGAUAGAAGUAAUAGUAACGAUUCUUCUACCCUAGAGCAAAUUCAACUCAGCUCUGAAGUGUUGGUAAAACCACCAUUUGAACAAGAUGAUGAUGUAUUAAUGCCACUCCCCAAAUCGACAAAGGCUUUUAUUGUGGCUGACGUGCCCGCAAUUACCUCUGGGAAGGAACAUACAAAAGACUCAAUAGUGAAAUACAAUUCUGAAGAUGGAAGUAGUAACUUUACGACAAAUAAUGUUACUAACGAAACGCUUCUUGUCUUUGACUAUCAGUAUAAUGGAUGGUCAUUGCUAGGAAGAAUAUUACAAAAUUUAUCCAUUUUAUACACUGUCAAAGGGAAUGAUAUCAAUUAUGAACAAAAGGAAUUUAUGAUAGCCGCUAUCAGUCUUUUGUCUAAUAUCAUGUCUUCUACUAUACCUGUUGAUCAUUCAAUUAAAAUAUUAGAGUCACUUUCUUCGCAAUUAUCCAAACCAAGAGAUGAUGACAUAAUAUCUGUGGUAUUUAAAAUUUUUGAAAGAGCUUUGCAUAAGAGAAAUUAUGAGCUACUGUGCAUUUGUGCCUCCUUUACUAAUGUUCUAGUCCGUAGAUUCCCACACUUCGUAUGGGCCUACCUUUCGACUUCUGACUUGUUAGAUCACUACGGAAAAUCCGGACUUGUGAAUAUUAUUUUAGGAUCAAUUGAGCUAACAAAUGGUGAAUAUGACUUUACAAUUUCUAUCGCUAAGAUGACUGUAGGCUUGAUUGAUGAUGCUGUUACCACUAGCCUAUAUUCUGAUUCUGGGGUACCAUUGAAGACUAAAAAAUCGAUUUUAUCAAACCUUAUCGUUCAUUUGCUAAAUGUUUAUGAAAGUUUUCAGUUCUGGAAAUAUUCUAAAUCUAUAGAACAAAGAUUUGAGCUCUCUCUGGAACUAACAAAAGCCUUUUCAAAAAUACUCUACUUUGUUCACGGAAUUGAUUCAGAAACACCUCCGGAAAACAAAAUUACGAAUGUACUUUCAAAAGCAGCGGAUACAAUCACCAACGCAUUCUUAGUCCCAGACUCCUACGAUCCUCCUGUGGUGAUCUCAUUAAUAAAUACUAUCACAUCCCCCAAGAAUAAAACAAUUUAUAUUUUUGGAAAUGGGCUAUUUGAUGAACUAUAUGAUCAUGUUGUUCAAAAAGCAUACGAUUUAGCUAAUCUUCUGGUUUCUAUUAGAGGAGUUUCAAAACUCAAUGCCAGCUCUCUUGAAAGGAUGUUGUUUUGCCAAUCACCUAAAUUAAUCGACAUUUAUUUAACUAAACCAACAUUAAAAAUAUCAAUAGUGAAAUUAUUGAACAGCCUGGUUGGAGUACCAUGGUCUAGUGAGUAUCCAUUUUUGUACUCAUAUCUUGGACAUACUUACUCUGAAAAGUUUUUGUCUUCAAUUAUCAAGGAUUUGACCACAACACUACAGGAUUAUCAACUGGCAAAGACGCUAUAUGUUUUUUUUGGAACUUUGAUAAGAAGCAAACAAGAUGGUUUAUCAAUCCUAUUCCUAACGGGAAGAGCUCCGGAUAAAGCUAUAUCGUCCAGUUUAAAGAAUACUUCGAAAGACAACCAAAUUUCUAUCUUGAACGUAUUGAAGAACAAUGCAAAAAAAAUGGAUCAAUAUCCUGAGACAACCUGCUGUUAUUUGCUUGAGGCCAUAUCCUAUGCAUUUAAUACAUGGAGUAAUGCGAGAAACUUAGAUGAAGACAAUGACUUUAUUGUAUCUCUGCUUAAUAAGCUGGAAAAUUUAAUGGAUGCAACUGUUGGAACUAAUUCCUCAGACGAUAGCCAGGUGACUCAUGACAAAGAAUUGAAAAGACGCUAUAAGCUAAUUGCUAGAAUUGUAGAGAUUUUUGCUCUAUACAUUUUUACAUCGAAAAACCCUAAUAGUGAUUUAAUGUCUUUGCUUGAAAGUGACAAGAUUGUUCCUCACCUCCAAAAGUUUUUCUUGAUCGAAGGUUACCAAAGUGACUUACAGACAAACCUAGAGAAGAAUAUAUCAGAAAUUUGGAACAAAGCAGAACUUUCUAUGUUCGCUCUUUCACCUAUUGCCAAAACAUUCAUUAAUUUUGACGAUAACAUUUUUGACAUUUCGAUAUUGGAUCAAUGUUUAGGUAAUGACUCGUCUUGGACUGGUACCGAUAGCAUAAGAAAUCAAAUUAUCGAUGCAUCUUCUAAUUUACAAAGCACAGUAGCUCAAGUAGCUGCAGCUAAAUCAUGGGGCGCUUUAAUUACUGCUUUCAUCAAGAGAAAAAAUAGUAUUGUUCCAGAAUGCUACAUGUCUUUGCUAUCCGAUCUUUUACAAUAUAAUAUCGAGUAUGGCGUUGAAGCUCCUAUUUUCACAGAUGUUUAUAUGGAAAGAUUAGAGCUUGUGUUUUUUUUCUUGUACAAUAUUCACAAUAACGGUCAACAGCUUCCAGAUAAAAAUAUCCAAAAACUAUUAGCUCAAUUAUUAGAAAUACUCAAAAGUCCAGAGGUUAAUUUUUUGACAAAUAUACCGGAAAAUACUGGUUCAUUGCUAUACAGACCAAUAUUACGUUCCAUCUUACUAUUACUAUCUAUGGUAAAAGAUGGCCCUCAAUUUGUGGAGCUAAAUGCCGACCUUCUAAUACAAACCAACGAAGAAUCCUUCUGUAAAGGACUAUAUUUGCUAUUCUCUAAUAUUCUCUCCGAAAUCAAUAGCAUGAAAGCUACAUCUGGACAAUAUUCUAUUGCAAACAUCGAUGAAAAAAUUCAGGACAUUUCUCUAUUACUGAAUAUAGUUGUAAAAACACAGGAGCUAAACCCCUCUUCAGAAUUCAAUUCCAUUUUUGCUUCAUCACUUUAUGAAGUGGGUACAUUACAAGUGAUGCUAAAUUUAUAUUCCAGCUCCCAUUUGUAUUUAGUCAACGAUGAACCAAUCCUGGGUCAGUUAAGUUUGAGCAUUAUUGCAGAAUUGUGCAUGAUAAGAGAAGUUGCAGAAAAACUUAUAACUAAUGGACUAUUUACAGUUCUUGUUGAAUCUCCACUUUCGGUUGCGUUACAGAGAAAUGCGAUUAAAACUUCAAGUCAACCAAGGAUCCAUUAUAUUUGGAGCAAUGGAUUAUUGUCAAUUACCUUAAUUCUAUUGAGUAACUUCGGUUCGAAAAUCUUACCAGAGACCUAUCUUUUCAUCUCUUACUUUUCCAAUCAGAUCGGAAAUGUCUUGAGUUCUUGGUUCGACAGCAACAUGUCUGUAUCAACUGCUUUAGUCAAUGAAACUAAACAAAUAAUCCUAUUGCAAAAAAUGCUGGAGGCUAUAAACAAGGUCAAUUCAGUAUCCACAUCCAGAAACAACAGUACAGUUCAGAACCCGGAUAAUGUGAAACAAAUCCCAGGUCUUGUUUCAGAACAGGACUAUAAGCAAUUGAAUUCUGCCUUGAAGAAAUUGUUAACUCAUCCAAAAUAUCUAAAUUCCAGAAUAGUUGCUUCUACGACUGAUGAACAACAUAUGCUGGAGGAAAUAAGCAGACGAAAUGAGCUGUCCACGAUCAUUUCUAAUCAAAUCAAAGAAAUACAAGAUUUGCUUUUUGAAACAUUGUAA
Messenger RNA from Nakaseomyces glabratus, 5013 nucleotides. It is a transcript of the gene NUP188, whose product is annotated as Nup188p. Gene Ontology annotation, molecular function: structural constituent of nuclear pore. NCBI's taxonomy places the organism in Eukaryota, Fungi, Ascomycota, Saccharomycetes, Saccharomycetales, Saccharomycetaceae. The record is from RefSeq and is a predicted model, not a curated record.